Messenger RNA from Epinephelus fuscoguttatus (brown-marbled grouper), 1339 nucleotides. It is a transcript of the gene csrp1b, whose product is annotated as cysteine and glycine-rich protein 1b. Lineage: Eukaryota; Metazoa; Chordata; Actinopteri; Perciformes; Serranidae. The transcript is spliced from 6 exons. The coding region runs from base 147 to 725 and encodes 192 amino acids. The record is from RefSeq and is a predicted model, not a curated record. Gene Ontology annotation, cellular component: Z disc; cytoplasm; nucleus. Gene Ontology annotation, biological process: muscle tissue development; sarcomere organization. Gene Ontology annotation, molecular function: actinin binding; structural constituent of muscle.
UGACUCCUCCCUCAGUUCAGCCUGGUGUCCUCUCAGCCUCCCUCUGCGUCUCCUCAUCAGACCACUGUCUCUCCUCUCCUCGACUCAGCCAUCACUUCACACCACAGAACAACCACAGAGAGGAUCAGCCUUCGACCAGCGACAGAAUGCCUUUCGGGGGAGGAAACAAGUGCGGCUGCUGCCAGAAGACCGUCUACUUCGCUGAGGAAGUGCAGUGCGAGGGGAAGAGCUGGCACAAAUCCUGUUUUCUAUGCAUGGUCUGUAAGAAGAACCUGGACAGCACAACAGUGGCCGUCCAUGUGGAUGAGAUCUACUGCAAAUCAUGCUAUGGCAAGAAGUAUGGGCCAAAAGGCUACGGCUUCGGAGGUGGAGCCGGCACUCUGAGUAUGGACACAGGAGAAGGACUUGGGAUCAAGCCUGAAGUCCAAGCUCCUUUUCGUCCCACAAACAACCCCAACGCCUCAAAGUUUGCUCAGAAACCCGGGGGCUCAGAUGUGUGUCCUCGCUGUGGGAGGACAGUGUACGCAGCCGAGAAGGUUGUCGGAGGAGGCAAUUCCUGGCAUAAAGGCUGCUUUCGCUGUGCCAAGUGUGGCAAAGGCCUCGAGUCCACGACCCUCGCUGAUAGAGACGGGGAGAUCUUCUGUAAAGGUUGCUACGCAAAGAAUUUUGGUCCCAAAGGCUUCGGCUUUGGUCAGGGUGCAGGAGCGCUGGCUCAUUCCCAGUAAAGCCUGAAGCCUCAGCCCAUCUGAGACCGACUGGUGCUUCGCUUCCAGGAUCCUUCAGUCAAUAUCCGGCCUAUUUUAUUCUGCCCGCUCACUCCAGCUAAAGGAAUAGAUGAGUGAAAGGAGGCACUCAACACAGCAUUUUAUACAAGUUCACCAAGCAGAUUUUGCUCUGUGUUGCAUUUGAACCUGGAUUUUAUAUGCCAUUUUUUACUGCUUUAAAAAAACAGGGUGUCAUGCUUAAUAUUUACAAAACACUAAAAUCUAACUGUGUUUGGACGUGCACAUUGUGUGUUUUUAACAGGAUAAAAAUGAAAACAAAUUAAACCGGCUGAGAUACUAAGAGACACUUCCACUGUAAUAACAAAUCUGAAUUUGACAAAUGUCGAGUUUGGUUAACAUCUGAAUCAGUCGGCGUCUGAGCGAGAACAAAAUAAGAUCAACACUUUUCAGGACUGACAGCUGUGAAAAAACAGGCUCACAUCACGCUUCAGUUACACUCAAGAUAAAGCUUUCAUUUCUGCCUCACAUGUCAAACGGUGUACAUACUGUCUUAAGAUAUGCUUUGUUGCUGAGACACAAAAUAAAUAUCAGUCAAAAAAAGAAAAGAAACAAUA